This is a messenger RNA of Haliotis rufescens (red abalone), 462 nucleotides long. Its product is annotated as glycoprotein-N-acetylgalactosamine 3-beta-galactosyltransferase 1-like. The record is from RefSeq and is a predicted model, not a curated record. Lineage: Eukaryota; Metazoa; Mollusca; Gastropoda; Lepetellida; Haliotidae. Gene Ontology annotation, molecular function: N-acetylgalactosaminide beta-1,3-galactosyltransferase activity. The transcript is spliced from 3 exons. Bases 1 to 462 code for a protein of 153 amino acids.
AUGGGAGCUGUGGACAGUUCCGUUGACAGCUCUGUGGAGAGCUCCGUGGACAGUUCCGUGGACACCACCGUGGCUGCAGCUCUGUCCAGGAAGGUCCGGCUGGCCUGUUUCAUCACCACCAGGGAGGUCCACUCGGGGACGAAACCGAAGGCCGUCAAUGAGACGUGGGGCAAGAGAUGUGACAAGUUUUUGUAUGUGAUGACAACCAACAAAACACGGCCGGACAUAUUAGGAGUGACAAUCUCUGAUUAUCGUGCUGCUUUAACCGAGAAGGUUGUCCAUGCUUUCACACCCAUGUACACCACAUCACUAGACAAGUACGACUGGUUUAUCAAGGCUGAUGAUGACACAUUGACCUUGACGGAAGCACCCGUUCCUGAUCCUCAAUUGACCAUGUUCCACUUGAGUCGUGAUCUGCGACGGGAGCCGACAACUGAUGCUCAUCACCUUCCAGAGUACUAG